AUGCCAAAUAUAGCAGUCUUGGAACAGCUCUACAGGGCCCUCGACGGGGCUACUGGAGCUCGCUGCUGGACGAGGCGCAGCAGCUGGUUGCCCGAAUCAGACAGCUUGCGUCCAGCUGUUCUAGGUCCUCGCAUUCGGAGGGACGAGUCAAAAUCGCGCGGUGGGAGCAUCAUUCCGACUUUCUUGCGACGUGCUAUUACAAGGGAUACAUUGGACGCUAAGCAAUUAGGCUGGCUGGGCAGGUAUUUGGUCUCGCACGAAUACUGUUUGUCAGUGAUCGCGUACGUAUUUUGCGUACGUCUUGCUGGUAGCGGCCCCUGGUACUGCCACCGCGAGCCGUACCGUGGCGUGGUCCGUGGAGGCGUGGAGCCGCUUCUGCACGUUGCUAGAAAGGGCCAGACUCACAAAAGCCAAAAGUGA
Akanthomyces muscarius is the source of this 420-nucleotide messenger RNA. RefSeq lists its product as uncharacterized. NCBI's taxonomy places the organism in Eukaryota, Fungi, Ascomycota, Sordariomycetes, Hypocreales, Cordycipitaceae. The record is from RefSeq and is a predicted model, not a curated record. The transcript has 6 exons. The coding region runs from base 1 to 420 and encodes 139 amino acids.